Cladophialophora psammophila CBS 110553 is the source of this 1002-nucleotide messenger RNA. RefSeq lists its product as uncharacterized. The record is from RefSeq and is a predicted model, not a curated record. Gene Ontology annotation, biological process: Golgi vesicle transport; endocytic recycling; retrograde transport, endosome to Golgi. Gene Ontology annotation, cellular component: membrane; GARP complex; EARP complex. The transcript has a single exon. Bases 1 to 1002 code for a protein of 333 amino acids. Lineage: Eukaryota; Fungi; Ascomycota; Eurotiomycetes; Chaetothyriales; Herpotrichiellaceae.
AUGGCCACUAUCGCCCCGGUGCGCAGUGACUCCCCAGCGAAUCCUGUCCACCGAAUAACCUCUCCUUCAAUUCCCAGCCCAGGUGGCACGCCUUCAUCUUCGGUCCGCCCCUCAGUCGAUCUUCCCACGAACAAUGCUUCCUCUUCUCCCGCUCUACAGCAAAAUGCCACUCUCACAGCUGCCCCAUCGACCGCGCAAAGACGCAACCGUGCAGCUCUCCGAGAUUACUACAAUCUCAAAUCCAAAGGCCCUUCUACCGCAGUCUAUGAGCACCGAGAUAUAAGCCGCACAGCGAGCAUAACAUCCACGGCCUCCGACUCCACGACAGUCACCUCCUCCACCGCCAUCCCGGAGACCGCGACCUCGUCCCUAACUGCACACCUAGACGACCCGACUUUCGACACUGAAACUUUCGUCUCUGAGCUACUGAAGACUGCCAGUCUACGUGACAUUCUGAAAACUGAGAGCGCACUAGUCAGCGAAAUUAGGACACUCGAUGGCGAGAGGAAGGCAUUGGUUUAUGACAAUUACAGUAAGCUGAUCAAGGCGGUGGGUACGAUCGCAGAGAUGCAGAAAGGGAUGCACAAGGACAAAGAGCAGGACGUCAGGUCAAGUGUGCUGGGCAGGCAGAAAGGUGAGCAAACUCCUGGGCUUGACGGAGUGGCAUGGUUGGGAGACAAGUUGGAUGGGUUGUUAAAGGUUGUGAAGGAGCUCAGUCCGGAUGGAGGAGGCGGAGAGAGGGCGACACAGUUGACGGAAGCAAGGCGGAAGAGGACACAAAAGGAGAUCGUCAGGUGGGCUCUAGAUGCACCGGUACGAAUGCAACAAAUGAUUGAUCAGGGACAAAAGGAAGACGCUGAGCGGGAGUAUAGCUCUGUUACGGAAGUCCUGGACAAAUGGAACGGCGUCGAUGGUGUCGAAGAGCUGCGACGCAAAUGUACGAAAGUCAUGCAGAGUGCAAAGGAGGAUUUGAAAGCAGGCGAGCAAGGCGACUCGGGUUGA